Lasiodiplodia theobromae is the source of this 6411-nucleotide messenger RNA. RefSeq names its product Prefoldin. The transcript has 4 exons. The coding region runs from base 1 to 6411 and encodes 2136 amino acids. NCBI's taxonomy places the organism in Eukaryota, Fungi, Ascomycota, Dothideomycetes, Botryosphaeriales, Botryosphaeriaceae. The record is from RefSeq and is a predicted model, not a curated record.
AUGGCGGACACUGAGAAGCCUGAGGCCGCUUCCUCGCACAGGAAGACGUCCUCUGUCGCCGGCACCGCGACGAAGACUGGUGCUUCUGCUCCCCCGCGUCGGCCCACCUCAACCAUUUCGUCGUCGACCACACGGACGUCUACCACCACCACGCGCACCUCGACUGCUACGAAGCCGACCUCCUCCUCGGCCUCGCGCACCUCGACCAGCAGCACCAUCAACAAGCCGCCCACCCGUCCUGGUGCCACAUCAACCACCGCAUCAGCUGCCAGGCGGUCCACCACCGACGCCGCUGCCAGCGAUGACAAGAGACCGGGUAGUGUAGCGGCCAAGAGGUUGUCGACGACGGGCACGGCUUCUUCGUCUGCCCGCUCGUCUGCAACCUCGGGCACCUCCGCUUCUGUGCGCCGCACAAGCACUGCUCCUGUGUCGGGCACCGCCUCUGCAGCAGCGAAGCGCCCCGCCGCCACUUCCAGAACUUCCACUACUUCCAGCACAACUACGCGUGCCUCGGCAACAAGCACCAGGCCGCCAUCCACUGCGGCUCGUCCCAGCACAAGGAUGUCGGUGACUAGGGCAUCCAUCGACACAAAGAAGGCUGCUGCUGCACCCAAACCCGCGGAAGAGGAUCCCGAGAGCCCCGCUCCUAAGGCACCCGAGGACGAGGAAGAGGCGGCUCCCUCAAUUGCGGAAGCGGAAGCGGAGCCGGCCAGAGACGUCGAGACUCCGGCACCAGCGGAUGCUCCAGCGGACGCUUCAGCGGACGCUCCUGCCGCCGAUGAUCUUGUAAGAUCACCCCGUGCCUCCCGCGACGCCCAAGAGAUCAUGCAGGAUCUUACCCGAGAAUUCGAGCAACGGAAGGCCCUCGAGUCCAGAAUCCAAGAGCUCGAAGCCAACAUGGAAGAGCUCCAGGCUGACAAGGAGGCCGCCGAUGUCAAGGCAUCCGAAGCUCUACGAGAACUGGAACGCGCCCAGGAGGACCACAGCUCUGCUCUGACCUCCGCCAACUCCAGCUGGGAGACUCAGACCGAGGACAUCCGCCGUCGGAACGAAGAACUCAAGGUCAAGGCCGUUGAGCUCGAAGACGUCAAGCAGCGCCUUGAGCUCUCCAAGGAUGAGGCCACCAAGGCCACCGAAGAGAAGGAAGAGCUCAACAACACCCUCGAGGAGCUGCAAAAGGAACUCGAGCGUGCCUCCCUCGAGCUCGAGGAGCGCGAGAAGACCGUCGAAGAGGAGAAGCGCAUCGCAACUGAGAAGACCAAGAGCCUCGAGGCGGAACUUGAGGCCCUGAAGACUUCUUCCGUUGAACAGCUCAAGCAACUCGAGCAGGAGCUGUCCAAUGUUAAGAACCUCCAGGAAGCGCUCGAGUCUCAGAAGAAACUCGCAGAUGAGCGCGUUGAGCAGCUCGAGCAGGAUCUCAAGGCUGCCAGCGGUGGCUCCGACGAGCAACUCACCCGUCUUCAGGAAAUUCAGGAAGAGAUGAAGCAAUCGACCGAAAAGAUCUCCCAGCUUGAGUCUGAAUUGGCCGCUGCCAAGAACAACGCCAACGACGAGGUUGCCCGUCUCACCAGCGAACUUGAGAGCGAGAAGAAGGCGACUUCUGAGAAGAUCGCUCAACUCGAAUUGGAUCUGUCAGCCGCUAGGGAGAACUCUGGCGACGAAGUCAAGUCCCUCAACGAGCAGCUUUCCGCGGAGAGAAACGCUGCCGCCGAGAAAAUUAGCCAGCUCGAGACCGAACUCGCCGCCUCCAAGGAAAGCACCGGUGAUGAGGUCAGCCGCCUCAAGGCUGAACUCGAUACGGAGAGGAAGACGGCCGCGGACAAGAUCGAAGAACUCGAGGCACAACUUUCGUCUGCCAAGGACGGCUCCAAUGAUGAGGUCGCACGCCUCAAGCAGGAGCUCGACGCCGAGAGGCAGUCGGCUGCCGACAAGAUCACUGAGCUUGAGGUCCAGCUUUCUUCGGCGAAGACCGAGUUCACCGAGGAGGUCGCGCGUCUCAAGGACGAGCUGAGCGCUGAGAGGAAGACUGCCGCCGACAAGAUCAUCGAGCUGGAGGCUCUUAUUUCCUCUGCCAAGGAUGGCUCCAACGAGGAGGUCGUCGGCCUUAAGGAACAGCUCGAGACCGAAAGGAAGUCUGCCGCUGACAAGAUCAUCGAGCUCGAGACCUUGCUGUCGUCUGCCAAGGAUGGCUCCAGCGACGAGGUGGCCGCCCUCAAGUCCGAGUCCGAGAAGUACCAGAAGCAGCUGCACGAGGAACGCGAGGCUCUCACCACCACGAUUGAGUCGUUGGAGAAGCAAAUUUCCGACCUCAAGACCGAGGCAACUGAGGCCACUGAGAAGCACGCCGCCAAGCUGAGGGAAGAGCAGGAGACUGCUGCUGCUGCCAUCGUUGCCAUUGAGGAGAAGCUCGUUACCGCUGAGAAGGACCAUGCCGAUAAGCUUACCGAGCUUCAAGAGAGCCUCAAGAAGCACGAGGAGGAGCGUGGCUCCCUCAAGUCUCAGUCCGAACUUGACGAACUCCUGGAGCAGGCCAAGAAGGAAGCCGACGCGAAGGUCGCUGCUGUCGAGGCCGAGGCCCAGAGGCUUCAGGAAGAAAUCCAGAAGCACCAAGAGGACAUCAAAAAGCACGAGGAGGAGCGCGGCGCCCUCAAGUCUCAGGCUGAAAUUGACGACCUCCUCGAGCAAGUCAAGAAGGAAGCUGCUGAAAGCUUGGCUGCCGCCGAGGCUGAGAAGCUGAAGCUCCACGAGGACCUCGCGAAGCUUGGCGAGGAGCGUGGUGCUCUCAAGUCUCAGUCUGAGCUUGAUGAGAUCAUUGAGCAGGUCAAGAAGGAGGCUGCCGAGAAGGUCGCUGCUGCUGAGGCCGAGGCCGAGAGGCUUGCCGCAGAUCUCGAGAAGGAGAAGGCGGAGGCUCUUGGCUACCAGGAGAAGAUCGCCACCAUCGAGCGUGAGGCUGCCGAGCGUACCCAGAAACUCCUUGAUGACUACAACGAGGCCCAAGCCGCUCUCGUCAAGGCUAGGGAGGACAACGAGAGCCUUACCACCCAGCUCAACGCUUUCCAGGAGACCGUCAGGGCUGCUCAGGAGAGCAUGGCCGAGAAGGCCCAGCAGUUCGAGGACCUGCAGAAGGAGUACGAGCAAUCCAAGAUGCGCACCGUUGAACUGGACAACACCAUGGAUGAGGUUCGCCAGAAGGCCAUCCAGGACUUGGAGCACGCCAAGUCUGAGAGCAAGGCUUUCCACGACAAGCUCCGCGAGCUGGAGGAGGAGACUGCCGAGGCCAACCGCCGCAUGGAGGCCCAGCGUGCUGCUUACGAGGAGCUGAAGUCCGAGCACGCCAACGCCUCAUCCGAGUCCGAGGAGCGCCUCAGGAAGCGCAUUGAGGAGCUCGAGCAGAACAGCCUCAAGGCCGCGGAGGAAGCUGCUGCUUACCAAGCCAAGGUUGCCGAGAUUGAGCAGGAAAUGACUGUCAGACUCGAGCGUGAGCAGGAGACCCUUCGUGUCCAGCUUGCCGAACUGCAGGACAAGCGCGCCGCCAUUGAGAGCGAGAAGGAGACCAUGCAGACUAUUACUUCUGAACUCCAGGAGAAGAUUGCUGAGCUCGAGAAGGAGGCCUUUGAGAAGGCUCGCCUUGUCGAAGACAGCUCCAUCUCCCUCAAGAGGCAGAGCGUCGAGUACGACAGUGACAAGGCUUCCCUGCAGUCGGCCAUCGAGUCGCUCCAGGACAAAAUCCGUGCUCUCGAGCAGGAGCGCACCGAGACCGAGGCUGCUGCCACCGGUGAGGCUGAGAAGCUCAAGAAGCAGAUUGCCGACUUCGAGCAGGAGAAGGCUUCCACGGACGCUGUCAUCAUCUCUCUGCAGGAGAAGGUUACCUCCCUCCAGCAGGACCAGGCCGAUGGCUCCCGUGGUGCCGAUGAGGACACCGAGAAGCUCACCCAGCGCAUCCAGGAGCUCGAGGAGGACAAGACCUCGAUGCAGUCCACCAUUGCCGCCCUCCAGGACAAGGUCAUCAACCUGCAGCAGAACACCUCCGACAAGAGCUCUGAUCUCGUCGCCGAGGUUGAGAGGCUCAGGACGGAGUGCACUGAGCUCGAGGCUGAGAAGGCGGAGAUGGUCGCCCGCGCCCAGGACGCCGCCCAGACUCACGCCAUCGCCAUCGAGAAGAGCCACGAUGACUACAACUUCCUCCUCCAGCGUCUCGAGAGGUCCACUCGGGAACACGCCGAUGUCGUCGAGAAGCUGCAGGACGAGUACGCUGCCGGCCUCCAGAAGAUUGCCGCAUCCGCUCGCAUUAGCACCAGGAAGCAGAGCAUUCACAGCUUGACCGAUGAGAUUGCUGAGCUCAUGGCUGAUAAGGCUAAUCUCGAGGAUGACGCUGAGGCCAAGGACGGAGCUCUUCAGGACGCCAGGGACACUGUCAAGGAGCUGCGCGACCAGAUGAGCAGCGAGCACCAGGGCGAGAUCGGCCACGAUGAUAUCAUGGCCAACCUCCAGAACCGCAUCAAGGAGCUUGAGCAGCAGCGUGCGGACGAGGUCGAAGGCCUCACCAACGAGCUGGAUGCGAAGGCCAACCAGAUCACUGAGCUCUGCGGCAGGAUCGAGAUUGUGGCUCAGGAGCUCGAGGUCAAGAAGACCGAGACCCAGAACGCUCUUGCAACCAUCGACUUCCACCAGAGCGCUGCCAAGGCCGUGCAGAAGGAGUACGAGGAGCAGGUCCAGGAGCUUGUGCGCGUCUACAACGGCCAGCUUGAUGAGAGCGCCCAGACUCUGCAGAGCCGUGACCACGAGAUCGAGAAUCUGCGCCAGACUAUCGACAACUUGCACCUUGAGCUCGACUCUGCCGUCAAGGGUCCUGAUGUUUUCGAGGUUCGCCAAGAGUUCGAGGACCGCAUCAAGAAGCUUGAGGGUCGCAUCACCGGUCUUACCGAGGAGAAGGAGGUCAUUGAGAAGCAACUUUUCGCUGCCCGCCAGGCCAACGAGGAGGACGGCCGCCACAUUCCCGAGCUUCACGAGGAGAUCGACAGACUCCACGAGGAGGUUGAGGAGCUCCAGGGUGCCCUUGACGAGGCCGAGCGCCAACUCAACGAGUCUCACGACAGGCUCAAGGUCAUUGACAAGGAGCACGCCAAGGUCGUCAAGUCCCUCCAGGAUAAGAUCGCUGAUGCCGAGUACAAGAUGGCCGACAAGAUUGCGGAGAAGGAUGCCGAGAUGUCGCGCAUGAACCAGGAGCUUGCUGCCCGUCGCCAGUCCAUUGAUGACGCCAUGCCCAAGCUUGAUGACUACAAGGCCAUGAGGCACGAGCUUGAUGAGAAGACGAUUGAGCUCGAGGAGAAGUCUCGCCAGGUUGAUGGUCUCAUGCAAACCCUCAGGGCUCUUGACGAGGCUCACGAGGAGCGUGACGGCCACCACGCUUCUGGUCUGGAGAAGAUGAAGCGCGAGCUUGAGGCUGAACUCGCCCGUGUCCGUGUCGAGCUGGAGAAUGAGAUUGUCAGGCUCAAGACCCUCAACCAGCAGCUGACUGAUGCGAACGAAAGGCUCGAGCACGACUUGAUGACCAAGCAGGCCCUUCUCAAGGAGAAGAUGACCGAGCUCGAGCAGCUCAAGAAGGAGGUCGAGGAGAACCGUGUUGAGCACGACCAGCUGCUCGAGAAGCUUUGGUCCGAGCAUGCCAAGGAGCGUUCGUCGAUGGAGCAGACUCUUGAGCAGAUCUACGAGCAAGAGAAGGCUGCCAUCGAGCAGAAGCUUAAGGAGGACCAGGAAAACAUGAAGCAGUCGCUCGAGGCAGAGAUUGCCCGUGUCAAGAAGCAGCAUGACGAGACUGACAAGCUCUACAAGCAAGCGCUCGAGGAGGCUCUCAAGGAGGAGAGGUCCAAGCUUGAGGUGGAAGCCGCCUCUCGCCAGGAGCAACUCAAGGCUGAGAUGGAGAAGAACAAGGAAACCACGGUUAAGAAGCUUACUGAUCUCCUCGAUGUCGCCAAGGCCGAGAUCAACGACCAGUUCUCCGAAAUCAAGCGCGCUGAGACCGAGAUUGAUCGUCUCAACGCCGAGAUCGACAAGCUCCACGUUGAGAUUGCCGGUACCCGCGAGAGCCCUCGCGUCGCUGAGCUGAUCCGCGAGUGCGAGACUUACAAGCAGCGUCUGAUCGAGCUCGAGACUGAGGUCUCGUCUUACCGCCAGAACGGCGGUGCUCCCCCGCAAUACAGGAACUCUGGCGAUGCGGAGAGAGACGCGUCGAACGACAAGUCGACAAGCGGCCAGAUGGCAGGGAUCCAUGAGCAAGUUCGUCAACUGGGUCAGCUCAACGAAGAGUUGAUCUCGCACAACCAGGAUGUUUCCGGAUUCAUUCGCAACGGCUUCAACACGAAGACUUCUUCGGUGACCACUACUGUCCACGCUACCUCGGCUGACUCAUGA